AUGACGACGAUCUCUAAUCUUGCAAAGGAUUUGGUAGAGGAUAUACUCUCUAGAGUUCCGAUAACUUGUCUAGGAGCAGUGAGAUCCACUUGCAAAAGAUGGAACGCUUUAUCCAGAAAAAGUAUUCUGUGUAAAGCAGAAGCAAAGCAUCAGUUUAUGGGGUUCAUGGUGAAGAGGGAUAAGCUUUGUUCACUGAGGUUCAAUCUCUUUUACAACAAAGACGAAGAAUUCGUGGAUCAAUCUCUAAAGGAGAUAAGUAAUAAUCGACUUAAUCAAGUCAAGAUAUCUAAAGUUUUUCACUGCGACGGGUUAUUGUUAUGCGUGACCAAAGAGGACAACACUAGGCUCGUGGUUUGGAACCCUUAUUUGGGUCAAACCAGGUGGAUCCAACCCAGAAACAGUUACAACAUAGCAGACAUGUAUGCUGUCGGAUACGACAAUAACCGUAAACACAAAAUCUUGAGGUUUUUGGAGCGUCACGACAUUUCUACUUGGCAACAUAUUCUUGAGUGCGAAAUCUAUGAUUUUAGCUCUAAUUCAUGGAGGGUUCUUGAUAUCAAUACUCCCACCUGGAAGAUAGAGUACUUUCAUCAUCGCUGCGCAUCUUUGAAAGGAAACACUUACUUUUUUGCCAAUAAAAAAAUAGUAGACGAAGAGGAUGGUGACUGUUUACUAUGUUUUGAUUUUACAACAGAGAGCUUUGGAAAGUUUCUUCCUCUGCCGAUUGUGCACUAUCUUGGCGAUGUUGGAGGUCUGUCUUCUAUUGGAGGCGAGAAACUAGCCGUGUUAUCUCAGCCCGAUGGAAUAUCAGAGGUGGAGAUUUGGGUUACAACUACGAUUGAGCCCAAUGCAGUGUCAUGGAGCCCUUUCUUAAAAUUUGAUAUGGAACCACACUGUGGUGAUGAUGAUUUUCAGUUUCACUAUAACGGUGGCAGUUUCUUCAUUGACAAGGAGAAGAAACUCGCUGUGAUUCUUGAUUUUGACAAAUCUAAAAUGGCCUGCUACGAGGGCGCAGCUUACAUUAUUGGAGAGAAUGGCUCUUAUGUUCAAAGUUUAGUUCAGAUCAAAGAAAAUUGCACGAUUCAAAAAGGAAAGAGAAGAAGAGAACAAGAGGAGGCCAACCAACAAGUACAAAGAAGAAGACUCUCUAUUAACUAA
This is a messenger RNA of Camelina sativa (false flax), 1158 nucleotides long. The record is from RefSeq and is a predicted model, not a curated record. Lineage: Eukaryota; Viridiplantae; Streptophyta; Magnoliopsida; Brassicales; Brassicaceae.